Exophiala dermatitidis NIH/UT8656 is the source of this 702-nucleotide messenger RNA. RefSeq names its product proteasome component PRE3. Bases 1 to 702 code for a protein of 233 amino acids. Gene Ontology annotation, molecular function: threonine-type endopeptidase activity. The record is from RefSeq and is a predicted model, not a curated record. The transcript has 2 exons. Gene Ontology annotation, cellular component: proteasome core complex. NCBI's taxonomy places the organism in Eukaryota, Fungi, Ascomycota, Eurotiomycetes, Chaetothyriales, Herpotrichiellaceae.
AUGAUCGCCGGCCCUGGUACGGGCAUGCUAGGUGAAGAUGGAAUCCACAUCGACAUGAACCACCUGAAAUCCGGCGAGGUCAACUUGGGGACAUCCAUCAUGGCCAUCAAUUUCAAAGACGGUGUCAUCCUAGGAGCUGAUUCUCGAACGACGACCGGAGCAUACAUCGCCAACCGGGUAACAGACAAACUUACUCAGGUGCACGAUACAAUCUGGUGCUGUCGCUCAGGCUCAGCAGCCGAUACACAGGCCGUGGCUGACAUUGUGCAAUACCACUUGGGGAUCUACGGAAUCAUGAACAACGAGCCCCCUACGACUCAGACCGCGGCUGCUCUGUUUCAAGAACUGUGCUAUGAUAACAAGGACCAACUAAGUGCUGGCAUCAUUAUUGCAGGCUAUGACAAGAGAAAUGGUGGUCAAGUCUACUCGAUACCUCUGGGCGGAUCAUUACACAAGGGCCCUUAUGCAAUCGCAGGCUCUGGUUCGACCUACAUCUACGGUUUCUGCGACGCGCAUUGGAAAGAGGGCAUGACGGAAGAAGAGGGAGUUGAUUUUGUGAAAAAUGCCCUAAGAGAGGCCAUCAAAUGGGACGGCAGUUCUGGUGGUGUUAUCCGAAUGGUGGUUUUGACGGCCAAGGGGGCACAGCGACAUCUGUAUCUGCCAGAUCAAGACUAUCAAGGACCAGGCUACAAGAGCGUGUAG